This is a messenger RNA of Nothobranchius furzeri (turquoise killifish), 1431 nucleotides long. RefSeq names its product transcription factor Adf-1. Gene Ontology annotation, biological process: regulation of transcription by RNA polymerase II. Gene Ontology annotation, molecular function: DNA binding. The record is from RefSeq and is a predicted model, not a curated record. Gene Ontology annotation, cellular component: transcription regulator complex; nucleus. NCBI's taxonomy places the organism in Eukaryota, Metazoa, Chordata, Actinopteri, Cyprinodontiformes, Nothobranchiidae.
UCGCAGCUGCGCGCUGGAGCAACGCGCAAGCGGCACGAAGCGCGCUCGCGAUAACUGCGUCAGCUGGGCGGAAAAGGCGGGAGCAGAUUGCCGCUUCCGCGUCCGCGCAACACUCGCAGAAGCACAAAACACAGAGGAAAAUGGACCAUAAGUUAAUACAGGCUGUCUGUAAUUACCCAGAGUUAUAUAAUGUCACUUUGCCGAAUUACCGUUGCACUGAAAGUCGGGCAAAUGCGUGGAGAGACAUCAGCAUGGCACUGGGUGUCCCAUGUGAUGCGUGCAAAAAAAGAUGGAAAAAUUUGAGAGACCGAUACUUGAAGGAAGUUCGACUAGAGAUCAAAACCAAGAAGCAGGGGGGUUUUGUGCAAAGUAAAUGGAAAUACCGACAGCUCAUGAACUUUAUUGCCCCCUUCACUGGAUCGAGGGUUGGUGUGACUGACAUGUGUGGCAACACCGAAGAAGAACGUAAAAACCCUGACAACGUAUUGGGAAAUGAGGAAACCACUCUGUCCGAGUCUGUCAAAACACCCCAGAAUAUCACUAAGGUAGCGCUGAGUCUGCCUGAGGCGAAGCCCCAGGUGGCGUUUGUGACGCAGCUUCCUGCUCUGUCUCAAGAUAUCCAGCUGGCCGUCGUAGCCAAGACCCCCCCCGGCCCACAGGUGAUCCCGGUCAGCAACAACGGACAGAAACGAAAGAUCAUGUCUGAGCCGCCAUCACCCUCUUCUCCUCAAAGUACACACUCCCAAUCAAAAUGGCUGUUGAAAGACCACACCACCUCGUUUUCGUCCAGGCCGCGGGACGAGGACGAACUGUUUCUGCUGAGCUUCGUUCCUGCUCUGAAACGACUCGCACCCCAGACCAGGUGCGAAACAAAGAUGAAGAUCCAGCAGAUCAUGUAUGAAGCAGAAUUCAGCACUUCACCUGAUGAGAGUCAAGAGAAAAGGACAGCGGCAGGAACACAGGACAAAUCUUGAACUGUCUCUAGCCUGCACUUUCACACUUUUGUAGAAUACACAGUUAAUGAACCCAAAUUAAAAUCACACAAAGCUUCACCGUCAGUAGAAAAAAAAAACUCACAUUCGGAAACAUGUUUUUUCCAGCAGCCAUUCUUCAUUUUGAUUAUGAAGUCUACAAUAUUUUACAUAUAAUUACAGUGAAAUACAGAAACUGGAGUAGAAAUAAAAGAUUAUAAAGUCUGGAGACGAACACUGUUUGAAAUAAAGUUCUUUGAAUUUCGCUUCCAUCUGAAAGAAGUUAAAAAAAUCAGCUAAGAUACUGGUUUAGCUUAGCUGCUAUUGGCCAAAAACACAAAGGUAUUAUUGGUCAUUUCUCCAGGAAACAAACAUCUUAAUCAUUAGAAUCAUUAAGUUGCAUUAAAGUUUUGUGCAAAAAAUUAUUUUUGCUUCACAAUAAAUAGCUGUAGAUUCACAA